AUGUCGACGCCAGCGUCGAUUAGAGCAAUGGAGCUUGCCCGUGAGAGAGCUGCAAGACGUCAUCGCCAAGGAGAUGGAGCUGGAUUAGCUCCAUUAACUCAAAAGUGGCCAUCUCGACGAUACUUUAAUGCAGGAUAUCGUGGAAGGAAUAUUGAUUUCACUGCUGAUAAAGCUGGUGGACGGCAGUAUACGAGUUUUGAGGUCGGAAGGAAAGAAAUAGAACCUAGACCACCACCGAAGCCGCUUACUCCACCACCUGUUGAGGAUGUGCCAAUCGAUAUAGAUACUGAUGAUUACAAAGUCGAUGCUGAUGAUGUUAUUUGCUUUAGUGGCCGCCAGCAUUUCCUUUCAAACUUAUAUCCUCGUGUUCGUUGUUCACUCGUCCCAUUAUAUGAUAAUACUGUUUGGCAGGUGACGUUGACAGUAGAUGGGCAUGAUUAUCCAAGUGUGGAACAUUACUAUCAAGCUUGCAAACUUUAUACAUUAGGAGGUGCACGACUUGCAACUCAGCUACGUUAUAUUACAGAUGCUGGUCAAGUAAAAAUCCACACCAAGAAGCUGUUGCGCGCAGCUAAUGUUUCAUUGGAAAAAAUUGAAGAAUGGAAGCGUACUCAAGGCCCAGUUUUGUUACACCAUGCAAUUGUUCACAAAUUUGUGCAGAAUCCUGAGCUCCGGGCAAAACUUAUAGAGUCAGGUGGCGCUUUGCUUGCUCAUACAUAUGAACGGGACAAUAUUUUUGCUACGGGUUGCGAUAGAGAGAAAAUGAUGGAAUGGGCAACGAACAAUAAUGGACAAAUCAUAAAAAUUCCAACCAAAAUUGAUAAUGGAACAUUAGUGUAUAUUCCUCUGGUGGGAGAAGGCAAAAAUGUUCUUGGUUUUAUCAACAUGAAGGUACGCCAACAAUUACUACAGUUUAAAGCAACUCAGGCAACAUUGCCACCCUCGACAGAUCCAAUCAUGAUGGUAGCUAUGCAAACACUUAAGCUAGAUAGUCCGACAAAACCGGAAAGUAUCACAAAUUGA
Thelazia callipaeda (thelaziosis nematode) is the source of this 1023-nucleotide messenger RNA. Lineage: Eukaryota; Metazoa; Nematoda; Chromadorea; Rhabditida; Thelaziidae. The record is from the annotation of a GenBank genome assembly.